CCGAAUCUCGAGUGUUCUUCAUUUUCCAAAUCGUAAAUCCCUAUUCUUUCUUUAGCUUACUCGCAAUCAAACCCCGCCUGAAUAUCUUUUUCUCUUCCUGGGAUCUGAAAUGGAGUUUCAUGGAAUGCCCACUUUCCAGAAUUGAUUGGGAAUCCAGUGGUACUGCUAGAGGUUACCGAGUCAUCUGAAUCAAGAUCAAGUUUGAUUUGUGUUGAUAAUUUGAGGGGUGUUUCCGAAUUUUCAUUGGAUUUUAUUAAGGAUAGAGUGAAGGUUAGGGCGUCUUGUAACGGCUUGUUGUGUUGCUCUAGCAUCCCUGAUAAGGGUGUUUACUAUGUUUGUAAUCCCAUGACUAGAGAAUAUAAGUUGCUUCCCAAAAGCAGAGAAAGACCCAUUACCCGGUUUUAUCCGGAUGGUGAAGCUACUCUUGUUGGUUUGGCUUGCAAUUUGUUGACGCCAAAAUAUAAUGUUGUGUUAGCGGGAUAUCACCGGACAUUUGGCCAUAGGUCCAACGGGACUUUUAUAUGUUUGGUGUAUGAUUCCGAGUCAAAAAUAUGGAGGAAGUUAGUUUCAUCGCAAGAUGAUCAUUUUUCUCAUAUGAAUAGGAACCAAGUUGUGUUUAUUAAUGGCUCGCUGCAUUGGUUGACGGAAACUUGCUCUUCUGUACUUGUUGUUGAUUUGGAUUGUGAUAUUUUGAGGAAGAUUUCAUUGCCGGAUGAAGUUAGGUGUGGGAUUGGUAGCAGAGUUUAUUUGUUGGAGUUGGAUGGGUGCUUGUCCAUAAUCCAGAUUUCGGAAGCUUGGAUGAAUAUAUGGGUACUAAAAGACUAUGAGAGGGAAGAAUGGUGUAUGGUGGAUAGUGUGAGUCUCAGAUGUAUUCGAGGGAUGGUGCCAGGCAUUUUUCCAAUAAGUCAGACCAGUCAGUAUGUUUUCCUUGCGACCCAUAAGCAGGUAUUGGUGUAUCAGCGAAACAGCAAAGUCUGGAAGGAGAUGUAUUCUGUCAAGAACAGCUCUACGUUGCCAUUGUGGUUCUCAGCGCAUGCCUUCCGGAGCACAAUUUUUUCUUGUCACUAAGGUGGGGUUGGUUUUCAUAUUUGUUUUUGGUGAACUUCUGUACAUAGAGGUGUUAUUGCAAAUGAUUGCUACCCUUUGGCCUGAAUGUCAGUUAUGGUAGUUUUCUUUUAUGUAUGCUGUAUGGAAAUUGGCUCCAUACUUGUGGAUUUCAUUUGGAUCUUAUCACUAUAAAAUGCUAAAUUGGUA
Molecule: messenger RNA, 1254 nt
Organism: Ilex paraguariensis (yerba mate)
Lineage: Eukaryota; Viridiplantae; Streptophyta; Magnoliopsida; Aquifoliales; Aquifoliaceae
Source: the annotation of a GenBank genome assembly